Messenger RNA from Panicum hallii, 2495 nucleotides. Its product is annotated as protein NRT1/ PTR FAMILY 8.3-like. The record is from RefSeq and is a predicted model, not a curated record. Gene Ontology annotation, biological process: transmembrane transport. The coding region runs from base 515 to 2224 and encodes 569 amino acids. The transcript is spliced from 4 exons. Lineage: Eukaryota; Viridiplantae; Streptophyta; Magnoliopsida; Poales; Poaceae. Gene Ontology annotation, molecular function: transmembrane transporter activity. Gene Ontology annotation, cellular component: membrane.
AGCACACCUACUACAGCGUAGAAACUUCAGGCUCCUCGAGCAGCAGCGACCAUUCUACCCGGGUCGGCGUCACCUCCUGCAGUUCAGGUUCAGCCGUGCAGGGGAGGCGACAGGCGAGAGCCCCGUCGUACGCCGCGCAUCCGCGUUGCCUUGUUUCCCGCUGUUUUGAAGCGUUCCCGGGCGCGCGAUUAGUUUACGCGCGGCGGACGGCGACGCCCAACAAAUCCCCCCGAGCUCACCAACCAACCUAUCACGUGCCGGGACGGAGCGAUGCCUCCGUGCGCUGCUGCCGCGCGCGUUUCCUAUUUAAGCAGAGAGGCAGCUCGGCACCGGCACACCGGAGUCCAGAGCAGAGCAGAGGAGGAGGCAGUGGCCGGGGCCCGAGCGGAGAGCAGCAGAGUCAAGAGAGCGCAAAGGCAUUCUCUGCAGCUCGUCGCUCGCGUUUCCUCCACAAGAAUCGCCUCGCGCUCCACUCCGCUCGCGGGUAGGUCUCCGUCGACCGUAGGCGAUCGGCAUGGAGGCGGGGGACGCCAUGGAGAGGGGCGAGCAGCGCGCGCCGCUCCUGCCCGAGAGCCAUGGGCCAAAGAUUCAGGACGACAGCCUGCAAGUGCCGCUCUUGAAGGAUAAAAAACGCGCAGGAAGCAAGGCACCAGCAGUUGUUCUAGGGUUCGAGUGCCUGGAGAGCACAGCGUUCAGCGGCAUCUCGUCGAACCUGGUCGUGUACCUGGAGACCGUCCUCCAUGGCAGCAACUUGGCCAGCGCCUCCAAAGUCACCACAUGGUUCGGCACCAGCUACCUCACCCCGAUCUUCGGCGCCAUCAUCGCCGACACCUUCCUGGGCAACUACAACACCAUCCUCGUCUCCCUCGCCGUCUACCUUCUUGGUAUGAUGUUCGUGACCUUCUCGGCGUUCCUGCCAACGGCGGCGGUGCUCGGCGGCUCCUCGAUGUUCGGUGCCCAGACCGUGGCGUUCGUCGGGCUGUACCUCGUCGCGAUCGGGAGCGGCGGGGUGCGGUCGUCGCUGCUGCCGUUCGGCGCGGAGCAGUUCGAUGACGACAACCCGACAGACCGGGAGAGCAAGGGGUCCUUCUUCAGCUGGUUCUACCUCUGCGUCGACUUCGGGCCGAUCGUCUCCGGCCUGUUCAUCGUGUGGAUCCAGAACAACGUCAGCUGGGGCCUCGGCUUCGGCAUCUCCACCGUUUGCAUCGCGCUCGCCUUCGGUGCCUUCGUGCUCGCCACGCCCAUGUACAAGCGCCGCAUGCCCACAGGCACGCCGCUCAAGCGUCUAAGCCAGGUCAUCGUUGCCGCCUGCCGGAAGAUCGCCCUCAAGGUGCCCGCCGAUGCAGGCAUGCUCUACGAGGUCAGCGACAAGGUGGACAAUCAGCCCAAGAUCGAGCACACCGGCGAGUUCUCAUUCCUCGACAAGGCGGCCAUCAUCACCGAGUCAGACUUUGAGGAGAUAACCGAGGAGGCCGGGUCGUCCUGGAAGCUCUGCACCGUGACGCAGGUGGAGGAGCUCAAGAUCCUGCUGCGGCUCCUGCCCAUCUGGGCCACCAGCAUAAUCAUGUCCUCGGCGUACGCGCAGAUGAACACCACCUUCAUCCAGCAGGGCAGCGUCAUGAACAUGUCCAUCCUGUCGGUGUCGGUGCCGGCGGCGUCUAUGGGCUCGUUCGAGGUGACCUGCGUCCUGACGUGGGUGCUGCUCUACAGCAAGGUGAUCGCGCCGGCUGUGAGGAGCUUAUCUUCUAAUGGCGACGGCGAGCCGUCGCAGCUGCAGCGCAUGGGCGCCGGACGGCUCCUCAUGGCUCUGGCCAUGGCGGUCUCGGCGCUCGUUGAGAUGAAGCGGCUCGACAGCGCGGCGCGCGGCGAGCAGAUCACCAUCGCGUGGCAGCUCCCGCAGUACUUCUUCCUCGCCGGCGCAGAGGUGUUCUGCUACAUCGCGCAGCUGGAGUUCUUCUACGCCGAGGCACCGGACACCAUGAAGAGCACGUGCACGUCUCUGGCGCUGCUCACCAUCGCGCUGGGGAGCUACCUGAGCUCUUUCAUCUAUGCCAUCGUGGCGGCGUUCACGGCCACGGCGGACAGUCCCGGAUGGAUCUGCGACGACCUCAAUCAGGGACACCUAGACUACUUCUUCUGGACCAUGGCCGCCAUGUGCACGCUCAACUUCGUCGUGUACAGCGGCUUCGCCAAGAACUACAAGCUCAAGACGGUGCUCUCAUGACGUUAUUCAAUUGCAUAUCGCUGCACAUAACCGUCGUGCACCGGCUCAACGGCCAGUACAUAGGAAACAUACAGGGGUACAGUAGGAAGAAAAUGCAGGAUUUCUUUUUGCCCCUUUUCCUUUUCCUUUUCUUCUUAUUGAAGAAACUGCACAGAUUCCUGUAGCAGAAUAGUUUUUUUUUCUUUUUGGAACUUUUGUCUUGUUUUUCCACAUACAGUUGAUGAGUUGAAAGACUACGAACAUCAAUGUCAAUGUGCCCUUUUUUGAUAAA